AUGGCGACCCAACUGGUGAACAGGCACCUCUUAAGGCACAACACUCGCCACAAUCAGGCGAGUCCAUACCAGGACCGCCUCUUUACAGGGUGCUACUACCAGCCCUCCUACCGGGGCUUACCAACAGGCAGUGGACGCGAGCCAUCACGGGCAGCAUGCAUGACCACGGCAGCGAUCGCGGAGUUCUUGGACCUUUGGGAAGCCACGGCGGAUGUCAACCUACGUUCUAUCCCUUUCCGUGGUCACUCGCUGAUCUGGAAGACUUGGGCGCCGCUGAAAGUGAAGAUCAUCCUCUGGCUCUCGUUCCGGAAGCGACACUGGACGAAUGACAGGCGAGCAAGGCAUGGCCUCGAAGCCAGGGAAGAAUGCUACCUCAGCGAUCUGGCACCGGAGACGACUGAUCACAUCCUUUGUUUCUGCCCAUAUGCAAGAGAGGUAUGGUUCCACAUAUGCCAAGCCCUAGGCCGCCCGCUCCCACCCAUGGCUCAGUCGGUCCUCGGCUGGUGGAAACGCUUAAGGGGGGGGCUUGCAGGAAAAUCAGAGGAAGGGUGUCGAUUCGCUAUUCGCGCUAACCUCCUGGCAUAUAUGGAAAGAGAGGAAUGUACGGUGUUUCCGGGAGGCCACGACCACGGUGCCGGACCUUCUGCUUAUCAUCAAGGGAGAGGCCGAUCAGUGGGCUCAAGCGGGCGCCAAGGAUUUGAGGAGUUCAGCGUGGGGGGUGUUGGGGGGGGUAGCCUCUUACCCACCGAGUUCUUCAAUGUACUUUUUCGUUUCUGA
Molecule: messenger RNA, 777 nt
Organism: Miscanthus lutarioriparius
Lineage: Eukaryota; Viridiplantae; Streptophyta; Magnoliopsida; Poales; Poaceae
Source: the annotation of a GenBank genome assembly